Phoenix dactylifera (date palm) is the source of this 888-nucleotide messenger RNA. Its product is annotated as universal stress protein PHOS32. The record is from RefSeq and is a predicted model, not a curated record. NCBI's taxonomy places the organism in Eukaryota, Viridiplantae, Streptophyta, Magnoliopsida, Arecales, Arecaceae.
UCUCUUUUCUUUCUUUUUCCCCGUGUCCUCCAGCGAUUAGUAUACGGUGGGAAAGAUGCGAGGCUCGCAUCCCUGUAGAGUCCCUGACCUUUUCCUUCUCAUAUCUUCGUCGCCAUUGUUGUGUGGCUCUGCACUCCAUCCCUAGGAAGCACCAAGAGAGAGGGAGAGAAUAUGGGAGGAGACAGGAAGAUCGGGGUGGCGCUGGACUUCUCCAAGAGCAGCAAGAAAGCGCUGGAAUGGGCCAUCAACAACCUGCUCCACAAGGGCGACAUGCUCGUCGUCCUCCACGUCAUGCCCCCCAAGAAGGGCGAGUCCAAGCACGGCCUCUGGGUCAAAUCCGGUUCCCCUCUGAUUCCUCUGGCGGAGUUUAGGGAGCCGGAGGUGACGACGCACUACGAUCUGGAAGUCGACAUCGAGGCCCUCGACAUGCUCGACACUGCUUCCAGACAGAAGGAGGCAACGAUCGUGGCGAAGUUGUACUGGGGAGAUGCGAGGGAGAAGCUGUGCGAAGCCGUAGAAGAUCUGAAGCUGGACUCGCUGGUGAUGGGCAGCAGAGGUCUUAGCCAGAUCCAGAGGAUUCUGUUGGGCAGUGUGACAAACUAUAUAUUAUCAAAUGCAGCAUGCCCUGUGACCAUUGUCAAGGAUUCAAACUCCAAACCUUGAUAUAUGUUCUGCAUGGAAAAACUCAAGCACCAGAAAUUCAAGGAGUGAAAGUUCUUCUAUUGCUAAGAGACAGGAAUUUAGUAAUGCUUAUAGACUUGGAAUAAUGUGGAAUGUAAAAUGAACUUGCAGAACUUGAAGCAUAGAUUGCCUUUAAUUCACGUUGGCCUUUCAGCUUUGUGUAAGAAUUGUGGUAAUAAAUCGUGAGUGAUGUUUAGUUCAUUGUCA